CCUCUCCCCUCUAGCCUUGGAGGAUAGGCAGAUCAGAUAAGCAGACUGGCUGGAUCUCUCUCUCUUGCACUCAAACAGAUCUAUCUAAAGUACGCCUGUCUGUCUAUCAACGAUGGUGGUCCCUGGCUCUCAACACGCAGAGGACAAGAUGUAUCAUCCUCCGGAGGGUCUGCAGCAGGAUGCUCAUGUGCCUGACUUCAGCUGUUAUCUGGAACUUUACAAGAAGUCUAUUGAGGAGCCGGACGUAUUCUGGAAAGAGGUCGCUAGUGAUUUCUAUUGGAAGAAACCUCCUACCGGUCAGAUUCUGCAGUAUAACUUUGAUGUGACCAAAGGAAACAUCUAUGUGAAGUGCAUGGAGGGAGCCAAAACGAACAUGUGUUACAACGUCCUGGACAGGAACGUGAAGGACAAGAACCUUGGUGAACGAGUGGCAUUCUACUGGUAAGACAACAGUUAUUGUUGUAUCUACUCUUAUCUUGGUCAGGUCAUUUAUUGUAAAAUACAAUGUGUCCCUCAAUGACUUACCUGAUUUAAUAAAUAAAAAAAGAAGGCAACAAUUAUACUCAUUGAAAAAAGAAAGCAGUGAGCCAGUCAGCCAAUGCACAGUGAACUUUACUUACCCACAGUGAACUGCACUUAACCACAGUGAACUGCACUUACCCAGAGUGAACUGCACUUAACCACAGUGAACUUUACUUAACCACAGUGAACUGCACUUAACUACUGUGAACUGCACUUAACCACUGUGAACUGCACUUAACUACUGUGAACUGCACUUACCCACUAUGAACUGCACUAAACCACCAUGAACUGCACUUACCCACAGUGAACUGCACUUACCCACAGUGAACUGCACUUACCCACAGUGAACUGCACUUACCCACAGUGAACUGCACUUACCCACUAUGAACUGCACUAAACCACCGUGAACUGCACUUACCCACAGUGAACUGCACUUACCCACAGUGAACUGCACUUACCCACAGUGAACUGCACUUAUCCACAGUGAACUGCACUUAACUACAGUGAACUGCACUUACCCACAGUGAACUGCACUUAACUACUGUGAACUGCACUUACCCACUGUGAACUGCACUUACCCACUAUGAACUGUACUUAACUACUGUGAACUGCACUUUACCCACUGUGAACUGCACUUAACUACUGUGAACUGCACUUACCCACUAUGAACUGCACUAAACCACCAUGAACUGCACUUAACCACAGUGAACUGCACUUACCCACAGUGAACUGCACUUACCCACAGUGAACUGCACUUACCCACAGUGAACUGCACUUACCCACAGUGAACUGCACUUACCCACUAUGAACUGCACUAAACCACCAUGAACUGCACUUACCCACAGUGAACUGCACUUACCCACAGUGAACUGCACUUACCCACAGUGAACUGCACUUAUCCACAGUGAACUGCACUUAACUACAGUGAACUGCACUUACCCACAGUGAACUGCACUUAACUACUGUGAACUGCACUUACCCACUGUGAACUGCACUUACCCACAGUGAACUGCACUUAACUACUGUGAACUGCACUUACCCACUGUGAACUGCACUUAACCACACUGAACUGCACUUAACCACACUGAACUGCACUUAACCACGUGAACUGCACUUACCCACAGUGAACUGCACUUAACCACAGUGAACUGCACUUACCCAGAGUGAACUGCACUUACCCACUAUGAACUACACUAAACCACGUGAACUGCACUUACCCACAGUGAACUUUACUAAACCACGUGAACUGCACUUAACCACAGUGAACUGCACUUACCCACUAUGAACUGCACUUACCCACAGUGAACUGCACUUACCCACAGUGAACUUUACUAAACCACGUGAACUGCA
Molecule: messenger RNA, 1872 nt
Organism: Oncorhynchus masou masou (cherry salmon)
Lineage: Eukaryota; Metazoa; Chordata; Actinopteri; Salmoniformes; Salmonidae
Product: acetyl-coenzyme A synthetase, cytoplasmic-like
Exons: 2
Coding region: 113-445 (110 amino acids)
Biological process (GO): acetyl-CoA biosynthetic process
Molecular function (GO): acetyl-CoA synthetase activity
Source: RefSeq, a predicted model, not a curated record